Acanthaster planci (crown-of-thorns starfish) is the source of this 3957-nucleotide messenger RNA. Its product is annotated as transaldolase-like. The record is from RefSeq and is a predicted model, not a curated record. Gene Ontology annotation, cellular component: cytoplasm; intracellular anatomical structure. Gene Ontology annotation, biological process: carbohydrate metabolic process; pentose-phosphate shunt; pentose-phosphate shunt, non-oxidative branch. Gene Ontology annotation, molecular function: transaldolase activity. NCBI's taxonomy places the organism in Eukaryota, Metazoa, Echinodermata, Asteroidea, Valvatida, Acanthasteridae.
CGUCCGUCAGUAGUGCAGUUAAUCGCACCGUGAAAGACGUGGGUGGAAGGGGGCUGCAGCUUCGUAACAGGACUCAACAGUACAGUGUGUGUGUACUAAUGCACAAUCACAUUACAUUCCAGUAAAUGCUUCGAACCGCGUUUGGCUGGUUACCGUUUGAAGAUACACCUACCAUCGAUCGCAGCCAGGGACAACAUGGCUUCUCUACUCGAACAGCUUAAACAAUUCUCAACUGUUGUGGCAGAUACCGGUGAUUUCGAGCUCAUCGACCAGUACAAGCCGGUAGAUGCCACCACAAAUCCAUCUCUCAUCUUGGCGGCUGCUCAGAUCGACAAAUACCGUGGCCUGGUCGACGACGCUGUCGCCUAUGGCAAGAACAGUGCAAGCUCUCUCGAGGAAAAGAUCACGGCAACAAUGGAGAAACUCUUCGUCAAUUUUGGUGUGGAAAUCUUGAAGAUUGUCCCAGGAAGGGUGUCCACAGAGGUCGAUGCUCGGCUGUCGUUUGACACGGAGGCUCAGAUUGCCACGGCUAAGAGGCUGAUUGCACUGUAUGAGGAGCAGGGUAUUAAGAAGGAGAGAGUUCUCAUCAAGCUCAGCUCGACGUGGGAGGGUAUUCAAGCUGCAAGGCAUCUAGAGGCGGAGGAUGGUAUCCACUGUAACCUUACCCUCCUCUUCUCCUUCGUUCAGGCUGUCGCUUGUGCAGAAGCCAACGUGACUCUAAUCUCGCCGUUUGUGGGUCGUAUCAGAGACUGGUACAAAGCCAACGCAUGCAAGGCUGAUUAUGAGCCCAAAGAGGAUCCAGGUGUGUCGAGUGUUAAGAAGAUUUACAACUACUACAAGAAGUUUGGAUACCCGACGGUUGUUAUGGGAACCUCCAUCCGCCGAAUAGGCGACAUUCAAGAGCUGGCUGGCUUGGACCUCUUCACUAUCAGUCCAAGUCUGCUUGAAGAACUGAAAGCAACUAAUGCUCCUCUUACUCGCAAGAUGUCAGUGCAACUAGCUCAUGCAUCACCAGUGGAAAAACUGUCCCUCUCGGAGCAGCAGUUCCGUUGGCUCUUCAACGAAAAUCCCAUGGCCGUGGAGAAGCUCUCAGAUGGAAUCCGGAAGUUUGCCGCAGACACAAUCAAACUGGAGAAUUUGUUGAAAGAGAAAUUGGUUGCUUAAAGCAAAUUAAUGGAGUCAUAACAAGAGAAGAAUGCCACAACCUGUAAUAGUCGCUAGAUUAGCUGUAGUUUGUCGAAUACAUUUUAUAACGAGUUGUUGAUCAUUUUGGAUUGAAAUUUUUCAAAUUCUUUGCAGAAAGUGCAGUUCCAAAGUAUGCUGUGUACCUCAUGUUAUAUUUAAUGGUCUCUUUUUUUGCAUAUCUCUGGGAAGUAAUGGUACAUUUUAGAGAGUAUCUUUUAAAACACAGUAACUGUAAAAAAACUGUGUAUAUGAUUGGUAAUAGGUUUCAUAUCGGUUACUCGGUUCCGAAGAAGGGCGUGACAAAUUACUGAAGUAUCUGUGAUUUUAGAGUCUCUUCACAUAGUGCAAUAUUAGCAUAAUCUUUGCCAUUCUCUUAAGACAUUAGGGUGUAAUCACAAGCUAUCAUGAUCACCGGUAAAAAAAUAAACACCGAUGCAUUUUUCAAGACAUGCUCUGGUAACUCACGCAAAGGGUUAUACACGUUACAUUAUGUCAAUGCACAUGAUUCUUCAAAAGAAACUUUAAACAAAUGCUGCUCAAAAUUAUUAAGAAAACAAAGUAUAUUUAAAACAAGCAUUCACAGUCACACUCAUGUUUUACAUGCUAGUACAAAGAGACAAAAUUGCCCUUAAAAAUAAUAUAUGAUUUGUAUUCAAAAAAAGUAAAUGCCAAUUUACUCUCUCAUUGUUUUUAGCCAUAUCCUCUUCUGCAAGGAAUUCCCAGCAAAAUUCUCGUGAAACCGAGUCAUAAACUGUUAGUUGUUAACAUUUAGAUUUUGUUUUAACCUUUCAAGUUCUCUUGUAAAUACUGCUGCAAGUAUACACAGACAUGUAUCUGAUGAAAUCAGUGGCGUAACUGGAGGUUGGCUUGGGGAACAUGUUCCCCCAACAUCGGUUUUGGCUCCCCCCCCAUUUGAAAUUUUGAAAUGUGGCGGCCCAUGUUCAAGCCAAAAUUAGAUUGCUUUCAGUGUCCCGUUGAAAAACAAAAUGUAUGCCUACCUGGAAACCUUUUCAGAAACCUCUGCCUACAGUAACGUCAUUGAAUGAAGUAGUUUAACGACUUAAGCUUAUUCUCUACACUGUAGUUUAUGCCGUUUAUUCUACCUAGGUGAUUGAACUUAACCCAAUAGGUGUUUAAAAGUAGAGCUCUUGACCUUCAUUUUCACAGGAGGGUGGAGACCCGGAUUAGUUCCGUAACAUAAAGUCUAAAAAAUGCCGCAUUUCCCCUAAAGUAACAGCAUAUCCUUGCCACUCCAACGAACCUUUUUAACUGUUGCAAGGAAUGGCCCCACCUCAUUGGGCCGCAUUCAGAAAGACCCCCACCCUCUGUUGAUCCCCCUGCAAACAUGAAGGUUUACACCCUUCUGUCAUACUACUCCCAGUCACCCUUUGCCCUCAUACCCAUUCUUUGGUUCUUGUCUCUCUUGUUUCCAUUCUUCCUGACUAUGAAACGGUACAACGUAUCCACUUAAAAUAAUGGUGAUGGGCGAGGAAUAUUAUCAGAAAUGAAACUGAAAUAAAUGCCCAAAGAGGCGAACUGUUGGACCCCAGCCACGGCAACUUUUUGUUCACACAACGUUGCUUGACCAGGGAACACGACUUAAAAACAUGGCUAGGUAACGACUUGUCAUCAAGCUUAACUUUACUAAAAAAAAACACCAAGUUUCGAAACAUUCGUUCGUGCUAUUUUGCUCACAUAGUGCAUGGGGAUUUUGUUUGUUUACGAAUUUACGAUUUCAUGACGAAAUCAUUCUUCAAGUAUCCUACACCUGCAGGCUUAAAGGGGAUGGGCCAGGUACGGUUAAACUGAUGCUAUUUUGGUUUGGUUUAUUUAUUUCCCAUACUAUGCACAAUUUAAAUAAUAUAAGGUAAUGAAACUAAAUUAAAUAGUAUGGAGGGAGGUCAGACAAAAAGCCUAAGCUUUUACGGGGUGUGUCCCCUGCAAAAAUAGUACAUGUAAAUUUACAAUUCUUGAGAGAAAAACUGUCAAAAUUAAUAUUAAUACAGAAUAAUGUGUGAAGAUCUUCAUUUGUUCAAGUUAGUAAAUAGUUGUGUACAACAACGACACAAAAUCCUAAUUACAGGUUUAAAAAUAUGUAUAAAUACAACUUUGGCAUUGUUUAGAAGAAAUCAUACUGUCAAUUGUCCACCGCAUUUAAUAAAAGUUUCCUAUGAUGCCUUCUACAAAAAAAAAAGAUUUGAUUUGGUUCCAGAGAAGGGGUCCCUAGGAUCUGACAGCGGAAAGGCGAAUAGAUGUUCUGACUUAAUCAAGAUGAAGCUUAGUUGAAGACCUGGUGUUAUAAUUGUGAAUACCAGUGUCAUUACCAGCACACUGUCGUAAAAGUUGGUACCUUAAUCCUGCCCUAACUUACUCUUUAUAAUGGGUUUUGCGGUUUUUGUCAUAAAAAACCGAGAGCUGGGGGGGGGGUGGUUGCAGGCUGCCAAGGGCAGUAGCCCACGUUAUUUGCGCUCAGGUAAUCGCCAUAGUUGAUAGGUUAACAAAGUGAAACUGGUAUAGCAGCAGUGACCGGUCAACACAGAAUGUUGUAAAGUCACCUCCAUAGUAUUGACACAGCAUUUCCUGGGGGCGGGCCUUAGACCAUAGUAAUGUUGGAAAGUACUGUUGCCAAUAAUUCAUUUUUCUCAUUUACACAAAUCCUGAGGGGGUAGUGUAUGUAUCUCCCCAUCUUUGGUGGUGGGAUGAUGGGCCGUGGAAUCAUCCCACACACUUUUUGUGAUAAGCAAAAAAAUUAAAAGUGUAGAAUGAUUUUAA